Messenger RNA from Daldinia childiae, 1395 nucleotides. RefSeq names its product putative mitochondrial-processing peptidase subunit alpha protein. The transcript has 3 exons. Lineage: Eukaryota; Fungi; Ascomycota; Sordariomycetes; Xylariales; Hypoxylaceae. Bases 1 to 1395 code for a protein of 464 amino acids. The record is from RefSeq and is a predicted model, not a curated record.
AUGAAGCAACGAGAAGAGGAUGUCGAGUCCCAAGCUCAGCUACUUUCUAAGGAGAGUCAGUCACCAUCGAGCGAAGAAUUUGACUACGACGAACCCGAAAACAGUCACCAAAAUCAGUCAUCACGCCGUAGACGUCGGAUAGAACAGAAUCCUUUAUGGCGCCGUAUCCAGUCGUUCACGUUACCUAUCUGGGCGCCUUGUCGCAAAUUCAGCCCUAAAUACUACGUCUUCGCCAUUGUCGUAUCCUUACUCAUCACGCUGUUCAUCUUUAACCCCUAUUCCCCGACAAUACCUACCCAGCAUCAGACAGACGUCGACGUGUCUCCCGGAACCCCAACAAGUACUAUCGCAUCCUCUACAAAAGCCGCAAAGCCCACCGAGAGUUCAACACCUGCAUACAAACCACCAAAACUCGAGGCCAACGACAAAUAUUGCACCACAUGGCCCGUGGGCGAAGAUGGCCGAUACGAACCCAAGGGAGCUAGCCGAGCCAACAAGAUCAAGAUAGAUAGCAUUGCUCCUAAAGGUGGAUGGAAAAAACCAGCGGGUAUCAAAGUCAUCGCAAAUCUGGCAUCGAAUGGCGGCUACUUUGACGAGGUGUGGUUUAUGGCCCACACCAAGGAAAAAGACGAUGUUAGCUGGAUAGAAGAUCUUGUCCAAAAGACUCCCGGUUAUAAGAUUGUUUAUAUCCACCCCGACGCCAUCCCUCAACUUGUCCAUACUCGCAUUGCCCUACCUCAUCCGUAUGCCAUCUCGUCAAACCUAGUUAACAGUCCCGUCACGGGAAUGGAGCAAUAUCACUACGGUGCGAUCCACCCCUUUCUCCCGGACCCGAGCAGCAAGCCUUCGUUUCAUGCUGCGGAGACGUGGCGCGCUUCCGAAAAGAAGAAAUAUCCUAAAGACCAACUGGUGGACGAAUAUAAGAUCAUGGACAUGGAACCGUCGUACCGCGGCCACCCUUGGCUCCUUAUAUCUGACGACCACUAUGACCUACUGAAAACACCCAUGGGAAAAUACGACCAGAACCGUGGUUCCGACCCAAUUGCAUUCGGUUUGGCGUGGAAGUCGUGGGCUAUCGGCGCGCAGCAACAAUAUUCUCUCUUGUACAAUCUUGAGCAGAAUAAGAUGCAACGCUAUUUCUUCGGCCGAAAUAUCCGAUACCCGGAAAGCGCUUUGGGACCCAAUGCUUCCGCAGUAGUCUUCCCUAACGGGGACGGCCCCGGUGGUGAGCAGACAUAUGAUACCGGGUACAACCGAUACAACUUGAACUUCUGCGCCGUAUGGGGUUCCGAUAUCAGGGAUCAACUACCCAUUGCCGACGAUGACGAGCAAGAUAUCACUGCGGAUAUUCCUAGACGCAUUGGACGGCCAUUCGUAAUCGACACCCCUCCGUAG